AGAGACGCCUUGUCCCAUCCCCGCCUCCCACCGCCGAGCGCGGCGUGACCCGAGCCCGGAUCGGCCCCCUCGGCGAGGCGAGGCGGCGGGACGGCAGCGGGAGCACCGGUACCGCCAGUCCCACCGCCGGCAGCAGCGGCAGCGCAGUAGCAGCGGCCCCGGCAGCGGCAGCGGCUCCGCUCCCCACCUGCCCGCGGCGGAGGCUGGAGCUGCGAUCGCCGCGGAGCGGCGGCUGGUGCCCGCGGCCCGGAGCCCCUGCGCCGCGGCCGUGCGGCGCCGCGUCCCGCUCGCCGAUGAGCGCCGCCACUCUCUACAGCCUGGAGUCCCCGGCAUGUUAUAAGAGCUGGUGCCUGGAGCCCGCCAACUUCUACGACGCCAAGGUGGGCAGCGGCGGCGGGCCGGGUCCCGCCUGCAAGCCGGGGGGCCGCGGCGGCUGCGGGAUGAGCGGCGAGGAGGCGGGGGGCGGCCUGGGGGGCAGCGGCACCAACCUGGCGGAGCUGAGCGCCGCCGCCCCGGCCAUGUACGAGGACGAGAGCGCCAUCGACUUCAGCUCCUACAUUGACUCCAUGUCGGCCGUGCCCAACCUGGAGCUCUGCAACGACGAGCUCUUCGCCGACCUCUUCAACAGCAACCACAAGCCCGAGCGGGGCGGGGACUACGGCGAGUACUUGCCGCCGGGCGGCGGCGCCGGCCGCGACCCCGCCAAGGACCUCGGCGCUGCCAUGACCACCCUGCUGGGCGCCGAGCCCCGCACCGCCUCCUCCUCCUCCUCCUCCUCCUCCUCCUCUUCCUCCUCCUCCUCCUCCCGCGGCGCCCUGAAGCAGGAGCCGGACUGGAGCGACAGCGACCUCUCCUCCUCGCUGCUGCCCUCGCAGAUCGCCACCUGCGCGCAGACCAUCAUGAACCUGAGCGGGCAGCCCACGCCGCCCACCUCCCCCGAGCCGCCGGGCAGCAGCUCCCCCUCCAGCUGCAGCACCCGCUCCCCGGGCCCCGCCGGCCCCGGCUCGGCGCAGGGCGCCCCGCCACCGCCGGCCGCCGGCGGGAAGGAGCGCGGCGGCAAGAAGUGCGUGGACAGGUUUAGCCCCGAGUACCGGCAGCGCCGGGAGCGCAACAACAUCGCGGUGCGCAAGAGCCGCGACAAGGCGAAGCGGCGCAACCAGGAGAUGCAGCAGAAGCUGCUGGAGCUCUCGGCCGAGAACGAGAAGCUGCACAAGAAGAUCGAGCAACUCACCCGAGACUUGACCAGCCUCCGGCACUUCUUCAAGCAGCUGCCCAGCGCCUCCUUCCUGCAGCCCGGCUCGGGCACCGACUGCCGGUAACCGGGGGGGAGCGGGACGGAGAGACGGACUCCGGGAGACCGUGGAUAAAUACCUCAGAGGGCCGAGCCGUGGCCGGGCCGAGCCCUGACGAGCCGUGGCCGGGACGGGCCGCGGCGCCCCGGGCCGGGCCGGGCGCGGGGGAGGAGGCGCGGAGCCGCGGCGGGACCUGCCGGCGCUCGCUGAGCGUUGUAGCGGCGUGGGGCGAUGCCUGGGUCUUUCACCACGAAACUUGCAAAAAAAAAAAAAAAAAAAAAAGAAAAAGCUAAAUAUUAUUUUUUUCUUCUCUCCCCUUAAAUUAUUUUUGUAAUGGUAGUUUUCGUCUUUUCUACAUUUUACUCCUACCGACGCAGCUAUGGUACAUCUGUUAAAAUGAUUCAAACCCCCAUGUAUUUUAGACAGCCUAUAGGAUGAAAAAAAAAACCCCAAGACUGAGCAUGCUCGACCUUUUAUAUCAAUUUUUACAGCAUUUCUAAGAAUAAAAACCCCCAGCAUUUUAAAUCAA
This is a messenger RNA of Falco peregrinus (peregrine falcon), 1821 nucleotides long. It is a transcript of the gene CEBPD, whose product is annotated as CCAAT enhancer binding protein delta. The transcript has a single exon. Lineage: Eukaryota; Metazoa; Chordata; Aves; Falconiformes; Falconidae. Gene Ontology annotation, biological process: regulation of cell differentiation; regulation of transcription by RNA polymerase II; DNA-templated transcription. Gene Ontology annotation, molecular function: DNA-binding transcription factor activity, RNA polymerase II-specific; RNA polymerase II cis-regulatory region sequence-specific DNA binding. Bases 294 to 1319 code for a protein of 341 amino acids. The record is from RefSeq and is a predicted model, not a curated record.